Molecule: messenger RNA, 3495 nt
Organism: Nymphaea colorata (pocket water lily)
Lineage: Eukaryota; Viridiplantae; Streptophyta; Magnoliopsida; Nymphaeales; Nymphaeaceae
Product: ribonuclease TUDOR 1
Exons: 17
Coding region: 181-3147 (988 amino acids)
Biological process (GO): regulatory ncRNA-mediated gene silencing; mRNA catabolic process
Cellular component (GO): RISC complex; nucleus; cytosol
Molecular function (GO): nuclease activity; RNA binding
Source: RefSeq, a predicted model, not a curated record
AGGGAGAAGGCCUCUCGCUGCGACAAAUCUAAGCGGAGGGGAGGAUUUCGGUGGAGCGGCUAUCGACGCCUUCCGUCGCUGUCUCUCGGAGAUUUGAAGAACAGAUCGGCGUAUUCUUCCUUUCCAUUUGAUCUGUUCUUCUUCGAUCUCUAGGCGAGAUCGAGAUCGUCGGGAUCCGGCAUGGCGUCGAGUGCCGGGGCCACUGGAUGGUUGAGAGGGAGAGUGAAGGCCGUCCCCUCGGGCGAUUGCCUUGUCAUCAUGGGGAGCACCAAGGCGGAGAUCCCACCGGAGAAGACGGUCACUCUGUCCUCUCUCAUCGCUCCGAGAUUGGCUCGCAGAGGCGGCGUUGAUGAGCCGUUCGCCUGGGCUAGUAGAGAGUAUUUGAGGAAGCUCUGCAUUGGAAAGGAGGUUACCUUCAGAGUUGAUUACACUGUUCCAUCCAUUGGCCGGGAAUUUGGUUCUGUGUUUCUCGGCGACGAAAAUCUAGCCUUACUUGUAGUUGCCAAAGGCUGGGCAAAGGUUAGGGAACAAGGUCAGCAGAAAGGAGAAGCAAGCCCUUUUCUGUCUGAACUUUUGCGUCUUGAGGAGCAGGCGAAGCAACAGGGCUUAGGCCGUUGGAGCAAGGAACCCGGUGCCUCGGAGGCAUCCAUUAGGAAUUUGCCACCUUCUGCAAUUGGGGAUCCCAGUAACCUGGACGCAAUGGGUCUUUUGGGUGCCAAUAAAGGUAGACCUAUGCAGGGCAUUGUUGAGCAGGUCCGCGAUGGAAGCACCAUAAGAGUCUAUCUACUGCCUGAGUUUCAGUUUGUUCAAGUGUUCGUGGCAGGUAUCCAGGCUCCUUCAAUGGGGAGACGAGCUGCAGUGGAAGCAACGAUCGAGCCUGAGGUUACUUCCACAGAGACAAAUGGAGAUGCUCCUGCAGAAAGUCAAGUGCCACUAACUUCUGCACAGAAGCUUGCUGCAUCGGCAGCAGUAUCUGGGGAAGUCCAGCCAGACCCAUUUGGAAGGGAAGCAAAGCAUUUCACUGAAACUCGUGUUCUGAACAGAGAAGUGCGCAUUGUACUGGAAGGUGUAGACAAAUUCAGCAAUUUAAUUGGAUCGGUGUAUUACCCUGAUGGAGAUUCAGCAAAGGAUCUAGCGCUGGAGCUUGUAGAAAAUGGUUUAGCAAAAUAUGUGGAAUGGAGUGCAAACAUGAUGGAAGAUGAUGCCAAAAGGCGGUUAAAAGCUGCUGAGCUUCAAGCCAAGAAGGACAGGUUGAAAAUUUGGACAAAUUAUGUCCCUCCAGUCACAAAUUCGAAGGCAAUCCAUGACCAAAACUUCACUGGAAAAGUUGUGGAGGUUGUGAGUGGGGAUUGCAUAAUUGUUGCUGAUGAUGCUGUUCCAUAUGGUAGCCCAUCAGCUGAACGAAGGGUCAAUCUUUCUAGUAUCAGGGCUCCUAAAAUGGGUAACCCACGUAGGGAUGAGAAACCUGCUUCAUAUGCUCGAGAAGCCAAAGAGUUCUUGCGGACUCGCCUUAUUGGUCGGCAAGUCAAGGUAUGCAUGGAAUACUCCAGAAAGGUCGGCAUUGCUGACGGGCCAAAUCCAGUGCCAGCAACAAGCUCAGCGGAUUCGAGAAUCAUGGAUUUUGGCUCUGUUUUCCUGGUGUCUCCAUCAAAACCUGAAGGUGAUGAAGUUACAUCUACUGCUGCUGGAGGUAGCCACCCAGAUGGAAUAAAUGUUGCUGAACUUGUGGUAGCUCGUGGUUUUGCCACCGUGAUCAGGCAUCGUGAUUUUGAAGAGCGAUCAAAUCAUUAUGAUUCUUUACUAGCAGCAGAAUCUCGUGCUAUAAGUGGCAAAAAGGGGAUCCAUUCGGCCAAGGACCCUCCUGUGAUGCAUAUCACUGACCUUGUGACAUCUUCUGCUAAAAAGGCAAAAGACUUUUUACCAUUUCUUCAACGAAGUAGACGGCAUCCAGCUGUGGUUGAAUACGUCCUGAGCGGUCAUCGAUUUAAGUUGCUAAUUCCAAAGGAGACAUGCAGCAUUGCUUUCUCCUUUUCUGGUGUUAGAUGUCCUGGUAGAGAUGAGCCAUACUCUGAUGAGGCUAUUGCUUUCAUGAGAAGAAAAAUACUACAGAGGGAUGUUGAGAUUGAAGUGGAAACAGUUGACAGGACUGGAACAUUCUUGGGGUCUCUAUGGGAAUCAAGGACUAACAUGGCUGUGUCACUUCUGGAAGCAGGACUUGCUAGGUUUCAAUCUGCCUUUGGUGCUGACCGUAUCCCAGAUUCACACCUCCUCUUGCAGGCUGAACAAAGUGCGAAGAAACAGCAGCUUAAAAUAUGGGAGAACUAUGUUGAAGGGCAGGAAGUUGCUAAUGGUACCACCUCUGACACAAAGCAGAAGGAAGUGCUAAAGGUUGUGGUUACUGAAGUACUGGGUGGUGGUAGGUUCUACAUCCAGUCUGUUGCUGACAAGAAGCUGGCGUCCAUCCAGCAGCAGCUUGCCUCCUUGAACCUCCAAGCCCCUUCCAUCAUAGGAGUUUUCAGCCCAAAGAAGGGAGAAAUUGUCCUUGCACAGUAUACAGCAGACAAUUCCUGGAACAGGGCAAUGAUUGUGAAUGCUCCCCGAGGAGCAGUUCAGUCACCUGAUGAUGUUUUUGAGGUGUUUUACAUUGAUUAUGGCAACCAAGAGGCAAUCCCUUACAGUCGGUUGCGGCCUCUAGAUCCCUCCGUCUCUUCAGCACCAGGACUUGCUCAGUUAUGUAGCCUUGCUUACAUAAAAGUACCGACAUUAGAGGAGGACUUCGGUCAUGAAGCAGCUCAAUAUCUAAGUGAAUGCACCCUUGGUAGUUCCAAGGAGCUUAUGGCAAGGGUGGAAGACAGAGACACCUCAGGAGGAAAGGUCAAGGGGCAAGGAACUGGUACGGUUCUCAUAGUAACAUUGGUCGAUGCGGAAGAAGAUUCCAGUAUCAAUGCUGCUAUGCUGCGGGAAGGGCUUGCUAAACUAGAAAGGAGGAAAAGAUGGGAUACAAAAGAGAGGCAGGCGGCACUUGAUAAUCUAGAAGAGCAUCAGGCAAAGGCAAAGCGUGAAAGGCUCAACAUAUGGCAGUAUGGUGAUGUCAUGUCUGAUGAGGAGGAGUCUGAUAUGCCUGCAAGCAGGGGUGGUCGUCGAUGAACAAUGUCGUGAGUUAUUAUCGGUUGGUGUGAGUCAGCUUAAGGAUUCUAACGGGGGACUAUCCAGCUGAAACUUGCCGAGGAAGAGUUAUGGUAUUAUCCUCCCAUAUUUUCUAUCUUUUUUCCUUGGGUCUUCUUCAACUCUCUCUUUACGGGAUAUUUGUUUUCAAAUUUUUUGAAUAAGGGAAGUUUAGAAACGUGUCCCUCCCUCAAGGAGGUCGGCGGUUACAGUCACCUAAUUUAUUUUUGUAGGAAAAUUUCCAAUUUUAGUUAGUUGGUACUUUUUUGGCAGGUGAGGUCAAGUUGUAGCAGACAAUAUUACAAUGGAUUAUAUAAUGUCUUGUUUCGA